AUGCUGAAGCAACCCACCAUCGAAGACUUGGAACAGGAGUUCGACGACCACCCUUCGUUGCACGCAUCUCUGCGCGACUUCGAGCCAACAAGCAGCGAGAUCCGCCAGCUGUCGCCGUCCCCCCGCUUUGGCUACCCUUCACAUCAUUCUGGCUUCCGCUCCGACAGCGACUCGGAGAUGGCAGAGUCGAUGUCGGGGGGCAGGUUCAGCCCACCAGCGUGGCGACGCGACGGAAACGGCAACCGAAGCAGCGGCUUCUGGAAUAGGUCGACAUUGGGCAAGCGUGGUAGGGAAGACUCGAGAGAAAGUAGUCCGGAAUACGAAGACGCGCAAGACGGAGAGGACGCAAUCCUGGCUGCUGCUCAGAGAACAAGGUUGCCUACUGGAUCAAUGUCGCCCGAGAAGCAAAGAAGUCCGAGCCCUGGGGUAUAUCCAGGCUCGGAGGUUUUUGGCAGAACGUUUGGAGGAGGUGUGAAGCGCGAAGACGGAGAUGAAACUUUAGUCCCAUCAACAGAGAAUCCAAAUAAUUACAUCCGAUUUGCAGUUAGAGCAGAAGUCCAACAUAGGACGGAGCCACUUGAGGCCGCUUUCUCUUUCUUCAGAAACAAGUUCAACACAGCUACCCAGUCAUGGACCUCUUUAGCGACCUCAAUGCUCGUCGCAUUCCUCUCUUUCCUAGCUGUACAGAGACUGUUUCAGCCUGGCCCUCCGCCUCCGGUUCCCGAUCUGGUUAAAGUAGCUGGAUUAGCGAAAGCAUUCGAACCUCUCAUAUUCUACUCCGAGAAUGGCGUACAGCAAGUUGGGGAUCUUCAAGCGACUGGUGUAGCAGUUUGGGAUCUUGGGGAGAGCGUACGAUCGACGAAUAUGACUUCGGCACCUAUUAUCGUCAAAGAACUGGAUGGAUUAAGCGAGAGUCUUAAGACAUUGGCCAUUGAGCUGACCAGAUUCUUUGCGAACGUGGACGGCGAUGUUGACGGAAUUUUAAUAGUAAUGGAUUGGGCCAAGCGCGAGCUCUCCCAACUCCAGCUCCUCCCACCCUCACCAAUGACCGCCGCCUUCGAUAACGUUCACACCCUCUUCACCCGCCUCGGCGUCUUUGAGACCCCUUCCGGAACCCCGACACGUGUCGGUGCCCUGGCAACUUCGAUCUUCGGGCUUUCAACACAGCAACGCACCCGCCAAACCCUACAGCGCACUUUCACCGAAUUCCUCUCCGUGCUCGAAGAAUCCAUCAAUUCAGAGCUCACCCACUCCCUCGCCCUGUUUUCACUAUUCGAAGCCAUCGACCGCCAGUUCGGCAACCUCGCGCGGACAGUAGCCCGCGAAUCCGACGCCCAGGAUUCCGCGCAGGACGACCUCCUAUCCUCUCUAUGGACAAAGCUGCUAGGCCCCAAUGCGAACACGCUGCACAAGUUUGAGAAGAACAAGAAACUGCUCCAGAAUAUCCGGUCCAAGACCGUCCAGAACAAAAAUAUUCUGGAAGACCAUAAUCGCAAGCUUCUGAUGCUGAAAGCGAACCUGGAGAACUUGCGACGCAAGCUGGUGAGUCCGCUUGUACGAGCGAAUGGGAGUACCUUGGGCGUGGAAGAGCAGAUUCGGGGACUGGAGGAAGUCAGUGGGUACCUAGGUGGAGUGCGGGAGAAGCAGAAGACGAAGUUGAUGGAGUUCCUCUACGGGGCGGGAAGUGGGAGUGCGAGGAGGGUAGCGGGCAUUGAGGAUGGCUGGGCUCGGUGA
This is a messenger RNA of Drepanopeziza brunnea f. sp. 'multigermtubi' MB_m1, 1734 nucleotides long. RefSeq lists its product as uncharacterized. The record is from RefSeq and is a predicted model, not a curated record. NCBI's taxonomy places the organism in Eukaryota, Fungi, Ascomycota, Leotiomycetes, Helotiales, Drepanopezizaceae.